Messenger RNA from Gastrolobium bilobum, 904 nucleotides. RefSeq lists its product as uncharacterized. Bases 243 to 554 code for a protein of 103 amino acids. NCBI's taxonomy places the organism in Eukaryota, Viridiplantae, Streptophyta, Magnoliopsida, Fabales, Fabaceae. The transcript is spliced from 2 exons. The record is from RefSeq and is a predicted model, not a curated record. Gene Ontology annotation, cellular component: endomembrane system.
GUAGCGGGGUGGCGUUUAUAAAUGGUUAUGCCAAUUCCAAAGUGACAAGUCUCGAUUUGAACGAGUCUUGAAGAGCAAGUGAAAGCUGAAUUCAACCCACCACCGUCUCAACAUAGUUAAACCCAACCAAACCUUGUUCUGUUUAUCAUCGAAACAACCUCGUCCAUCGAAAUCCACAAGUACAAGGAGGCAACGACACAGACACAGACACCGACACCGACCCAAACAGAGUGAUUAUCAUAAUGGCAUACGUGGAUCACGCGUUCUCGAUUUCGGACGAGGAUUUCAUGAUGGAAACCUCGUACACCGUCAAUAACAAACCCCCCAUCAAGGAAAUCGCCCUCGCCGUUUCCCUUCUCGUCUUCGGUACCCUCGGCAUCAUCAUCGGUUCUCUCAUGGCAUACAAACAUGUCGGUGGUGACACUGCUCACGGGCUGUUCUUUGCAAUACUGGGAAUGAUCUUGUUCAUACCGGGUUUCUACUACACGCGGAUUGCAUACUAUGCUUACAAGGGAUACAAGGGGUUCUCUUUCUCUAACAUACCUCCAGUGUAGCUAUUUGGCCAUCUGUCAUAAUUUAAGUUCGCAUAGCGUCUUCAUGUACAGAUCUUCCCUGCUUGUACUCUACGUUCUUCCUUCGUUGUGUUUUCUUUUUAUUUUUCGUUUUUGUUUUGCCUUAUAAAGAUAUGUGUUUAGAUUGUCAUUACUCUGAAUGAUAUACUGCUACUCAUUAGUCACUACUGCUAAGAUUUUGUUCUAUAGAGUCAAUAGUUCUGCUAUAAAAUCCUUUUUUGCCAUUGGUGAAUGUAGAUAGUUUCAUUUUCUGUAUGAUUAUAAGCCUGGGUGAAUAGAAGCACAAUUUGAGUACUUAUUUCUUUUUUCCUAUUCCUAACUUGAUAUUUGUU